AUGACAGAUAUGGUUAGCCUUGAUGAACUGAAUAAUUCGCUUUUCAAACUAUCCGAUAAACUGAACAAUCAACAUGUGAUAUUGGCUGGAGAUUUCAAUGCACCUAAUAUCGAUUGGAAAGAUUAUGCUCCAGUAAAGGCUUCUGUUCAUUCUGAUAGAUUGCUCGAAAUUAUAAACGAACAUGGACUUAACCAAAUGGUUAAAGAGCCAACAAGGAGUCAGGGAGAAACACACAAUAUACUAGACAUGAUCUUUACGAAUAACGAAAACAUUAUCAACAACGUCAAAGUACUCCCGGGAAUUAGCGACCAUGAUAUUGUUUAUUUCCAGGUUAAUUUAAACUGUAAAAAGAAAAGGCAUGUGAAGCGAAAAAUAUUCAUCCGGAAGCGGGCAGACAAAGAACUAAUACAGCAAAAGCUACGUGAGUUGGCUAAUAACUUUGAGUGUUCAGUGAAGCAGGAGUCCCUUGAUACUAAGUGGGAUGCGUUUCAACAAGGUAUUCAAAACAUAAUGAAUUCUUGCAUACCAUGCAAAUACACAUCAUCUCGUUAUAAUCUGCCCUGGUUUAAUCGUGCACUUAGGAGACAAACCCGAAUCAAACAAAAGUUAUAUAACAAAGCUAAAAAGUCGGGAAAAGAAAUUGCCUGGUCUAAGUUUAAGACGGCUAAGAAACAACUGAGUAAGAACCUGAAAAGAGCUAGGGAUACAUAUUUGUCUGGUUAUUUAACUGAUACUAUGCAAGAAAAUCCUAAGGCCUUUUGGUCCUAUAUUAAGAGAUUACGACAAGACAACCCGGGCGUUGAAGAUUUUAAAAUGGAUAAUGAACUCAUUAGCGAUGCCGGUUUAAAGUCUGAGGUACUUAGUAAACAAUUUGCUAGUGUUUUCACGACAGAAAAUGUCGAGAAUAUACCAACUCCAGGAAGUAACUUCACGCCUGCCAUUGGUAAUAUUGUGAUCACGGUGAAAGGAGUCGAGAAACAACUAGCAUCCUUAGAUGCAAAAAAAGCAAGUGGACCGGAUGGAAUUCCACCAUGGUUUCUAAAAGAAAAUGCAAGUCAAAUAGCACCGAUUCUGACAGAUAUCUACCAGGAAUCAGUUAGUAGCGGUAGCUUACCUGGCAAAUGGAAAGAAGCCAAU
This is a messenger RNA of Paramuricea clavata, 1137 nucleotides long. Lineage: Eukaryota; Metazoa; Cnidaria; Anthozoa; Malacalcyonacea; Plexauridae. The record is from the annotation of a GenBank genome assembly.